AUUACGCGAUGAGAUCUUGAACGGUUCGGUUGUGCGUCGCGUACAUUCGGCACGGGUAUUGGACGGAAAAAAGUGCUCUUAGUUUUAUUUAAUUGUUUGACAUUGAUGCUCGACAAACAAUAAUACAUCAAAACAUUUGAAAUGAAGUCCGCUCAAGUGUUUUUUCAAUAGUAUGUGAUUAUUUUUAUGUUUACUUUGUGCAGAGGUCUUCAAUCUUGAUUUGUUGUGUUGUUUUGUGCUAAUCGUCAUUGUAUUGAAAAAUAAAAGAAAAUGUUUGAUCCAUGUCUAUGAAGAAGCCGAAAAUCUACAAAACUAAUGAUCACUAAGUAGGAGGCAUCGAGCAAUGAGUGUUCAAGGAGCGCUCCGGUCAUUUUCACGAGUGUUAAAAAUCAUCACAAUGGUCAAUGUAUGAAGAAAACGAUGGUUUUGCUCAUCGCAUUCAUUGGCAGCUAUCAUAAAUAAAGGCUCGACCCAAAAUAGUGGCGAAAGCAAUGAAAAAAUAGCAUUGAAGAAUGACAUGAAUAGUUAUUGUCGGUGGUAUGUGUGCGUGCUUUCUGGGUGUUGUAUAAAGUUAGUGCUCUACUGAAUUAUUGUGCAAAGUUAUCACGGAGCGGAGUGGAAAAAAGUGAUAAUAGAUUUAAUUGCUAUUAUUUGUGCUUAAAAUACGUGGAAUGCAUGUUAUAUGCUAGAUCGUGAGAAAUUGGGUGCUUUCCAAUCACAGCAGCAGUUGAGCGACGCUCAUGGAAAUGAUUUUAUAUACUGGGAGAAUGUUACUCUGUUAUAACGCCUGCUGAUGACCACAAAAAGCUAUCCGAAUCUAUAAUACGCCUUGGAUAGAAUACCGGAAUCAAAAUGGCAUCACUAAAGGUAGCUGUUCGAGUGCGACCCUUCAACCAGAGGGAGAAUGAACUCGAGGCGAAGCUUAUCGUCCAGAUGGACGGCAAGAAGACCCGGCUGCUCAAACCGAAGUACGCCGGCGCAGGUGGUGCUCGGAUGGACCUGAUGAACCGUGGCGGACCGGAACCGUUUAAUGAUUUUACCUUCGAUCACUCGUACUGGUCGGUGGACGAAUCGGAUGCACACUUCACCCCCCAGGAGAAGGUAUUUGAGGAUCUGGGGACGGAAAUUGUGGAUUGCGCGUUUCAAGGUUACAACGCUUGCGUUUUUGCUUAUGGUCAGACCGGAAGUGGCAAAACGUUCACAAUGAUGGGCUCUGCGGAGGCUCAAGGCCUAAUUCCGCGAAUCUGCCGGUCACUGUUCGGUCGAAUGAAGCUGGGCCAGGAGGAAGGCGUAGGCUAUAAAACUCAGUGUUCCUAUUUGGAGAUUUACAACGAACGGGUAAAAGAUCUGUUGGGGCCUAGCAGCGCCGGCCAUGGGCUGAGAGUCAGAGAGCACAGAACGUUGGGUCCGUACGUGGAAAAUCUUUCUCAACACCCGGUGUCGGACUAUGGAGAGAUUCAGGCCUGCAUGGUGCAAGGAAACAACCAACGAACGACGGCCAGUACCAACAUGAAUGACACCAGCAGUAGAAGUCACGCAAUCUUCACAAUCACCUUCGUACAGGCUAGAUAUUUGAAUGACAUGCCAAGCGAAACGGUUUCCAAAAUCCAUCUGGUGGAUUUGGCAGGCAGUGAACGGGCUAAUGCGACGGGAGCUACCGGGCAGCGAUUGAAAGAAGGUGCACAUAUCAACAAAUCGCUUGUUACGCUAGGAUCCGUCAUUUCGGCACUGGCAGAACAAACUAAUCCAACUCACAACAAGCGCGUUCUCUACAUCCCCUAUCGAGACUCCAUCCUAACUUGGUUGCUAAAGGACAGUCUCGGGGGAAAUAGUAAAACUAUCAUGAUUGCCGCUAUUUCGCCUGCUGAUGUAAACUACAGUGAGACACUGAGUACGCUGCGAUAUGCUAAUCGAGCUAAGAACAUCAUCAACAAGCCAACGAUCAACGAAGAUCCAAAUGUGAAACUGAUACGAGAACUGCGUGACGAGAUUUACAAGCUGAAGAUGAUGCUAUCCACCGAUGGUUCAUCGCUAGAACCAUCCCUCAAAGUCCUGGAAGAUCUCCAGAAAAAGGAAGCACAAGAGAAGGUACUCACCGAAGAGUGGACAGAAAAGUGGCGGGAGGCUCAAUCUAUUCUGAGAGAACAAAAAUCGUUGGGGCUGCGAAAAUCUGGUGUGGGAGUAGUACUGGAUUCGGAGAUGCCACACUUAAUCGGAAUCCAUGACGACAUUAGCACAGGAGUGACACUAUACAGUUUGAAAGAGGGUGAAACGACAAUCGGAACAACCGAUGCUCCCUAUCCGCAAGAUAUUGCGUUAAAUGGAAUUGGUAUCCACCCCGAACAUUGUCGAAUAGUGUUAAACAAUGGGAACGCCACGAUUUAUCCGAACCCUUCGGCAACCUGUUUGCUGAAUGCCAACAUCAUCGAGUCCCCUACUUCCAUCAGCCAAGGUGAUAUCUUGCUGCUUGGUCGUACGAAUAUGUUCCGCUACAACAACCCGGCGGAGGCGGCAAAAAUGCGACAGGAUAAUAACCACGUCUCAAGAUCCUCCCGCCUGGAUCUAUCACGGCUGUCGUUGAUUGCCGCUUCUCGGGAAAACCUCUGCAGUAGUUUUAUGAGUGAUGACGAUAGUCUAGUGUCACCACAAAAUCCGCUGCGCUUUCGUCAGUACACUCCCAGCCGGGAGGAUGGGGAGCUGCAGGAAGAGCAUCGGAAAAUUUUGCAAACAAUUGAGAAUGCUCUGAAACAGUUGAAUCUCGAACGAUCUCGUAUGCACGAGCAGUUCAAAAGUAAGAUAAAACUUUGCCGGGAGGAGCUGGAUCGGUUAGAGGCCAGUAAGCGGGACCGUCUGAUGAUUCUUGACUGUCGGAUAGACGAGCUGAUGGCAAAGCGAGAAAUGAUACUCUGGGAGAAGAGCAAUGAAAAAACACAGGUGGACAUUUUAGUUAGACAGCUAUCGGCUCUGCAAACGCAGCUAGACACCAAGCAGCGAGAUUUCUACGAAUACGUCGCUAAAGAACUUCAGGAGUUGCAGGAUUGCGGCAAACUGGAUGAGGCGAGCAUAGAAUUGAUCCAGAACGCACCGCAUACCGAAGACUUCUCGGAGACUCUGCUGACAAUUUCCAAAUCGUUAGACAACUAUUCGGCACAAUACAUUCGGGAGUACAUCCGAAGAAAUCGUGAAGAAAUAGACAAAUACGAGCGGGAGCUCCACCAGAAGGAGUCACUGCUGGACGAAAGCAAUCGCAAGAUUGCUGGAUUAGAUCAGAAGAUCGCCGAGUUAGAACGGCAGAACCAGGAAAUGCUGCAACAACGCUCGCAGGUUGAAAUGGAGGAGAUGCAAAAGAAGAAACAAUCCAUGACCCUCAAUCUGUCGAAAACAACCUGUUCGGAUAUUCCAACUGACUCAACCGGAGCGACUGGAUUAAAACCAUCAUCCAGUGCGGAUGGUCGUGCCCUAGAAACUUGUGAUACUUUCCACACAGCAAAUUCGGACUGCUCGUUCGUAUCGGCCUUGAAUACCCCAGCUCUGGAAGCGCUGGGAAACUUGAUGCCUACGCCGAACUGUGGAAGCUCGGUAGAGGGCACCGAAUCCGGAGUGGAUCAUGAGUCCGACUACGAGGAAGCUGGUUUGGCGGGUGGAGGACAGGGUAUGAGUGAUAGCGGCGUUAGCUUCGAGACAAACAAGGCAAGUGAGAAUAACGGAGGGAAGUUGAAUGGGAAAUUGCUGUUUCGCUCGGACGAUCACUGCUUGCUGCUGAGCACAUCCACACCAAACCCGAAAUAUGCUAAUAAGACGUUGAUUGUGAAUGGUAGCAGCAUUGAGAUCAGCCGCGGUUCGCCUGGUUCCGUGGAAGAAGGACAGUUGCGCGAGUUUAGUGACGAAUCAGAUGAAAACUUCGAGCACGGCACAGAUGAUGAGAAUAGAGCCCUAACGCGCGCCACUCAGGUGGUACAUCUAAGUGGGGGUGGUAACAAGAACAGUAUAAGAACAGAGAUCUUCGACAUUCGACAUGGGACUCACCCUCUGCGGGUAAGUAGCCGAAACGGCGACGAUGACGAAGAUGAAGAUGACCAGCAUUCCCAGUCGUCUUCGUUGGAUAAUAAUUCGAUGGAUUCAACCAUGGCAAACCUGAUACUGUGCGAAAUGAAUGUACUGCGAGAAAGCAUAGCAACUAAAAAGGCUGAAAUUAUGAAAGUACUUGAAACGAAUGGGGACAAAUCGCACCUGAAUAGCAAAAUAAGUGAGCUCCAGGAGCUUCAGAAGCGAAUUGUUCAGCUGGAAAUUAAAGUGCAAGAUGUUGAGAAAGGCGGCCGUCUUUCGGACGGUGACGGGGGUGGACUCGAAUCCGUUCGUGAUUUGCCUGGUAGUUUUACCGACAGCGACGACAGUCGGAUUCAUUCCUGCGUCUACUCGGACUACGUGCGGCGGCGGUCACAAACUGACACCAUCUACGCACCAAGCGUGACUCGUUCGCUACCGUCCAUUGAAAGUUCCUACCGCUCAGACUAUUUAAUAAAUAUUCCGACGUUCAUCAUCCGGGGAGCUGGAAAGCAGACACACUACGAGUACGAAGUGAAAAUUAAUCUGCCUGACGAUCGAUGGACACUACUGAGGAGGUAUAGCCGUUUUCGAGAGCUACACUUGAUGAUGAAAAAAGUGUAUGGAGAAAAGGUCACAUCAAUCCCAUUCCCAAGACGAGAGCUGUUCGCAUCGAACACGGAAUCGGUAGCGAAAACACGGCGCCGCCAGCUGGAAGCCUACCUGCGCCGCUUGCUGGUCGUUUGCUCGAAAAUACCGCACAGCCCUAUUUACGAAGGCGAAGGUCGGCCCGGUUUGACCAAGGCUAGCUUGAUCGAGCUACAUUCAGCGUUUUUCAAAAAAGGACUCUUCGAAACUGGGAAGCAUGGAACGGGCUAGAAGGAGUGGAAGAGCAUUUGAAGAUAAAACUAUGAGCUAACGAAAAGCAACAAGGAAUUUGUAAGGCUGAUUUUUAAACUUGUGGUUAAAACGUUAUUAUAGUUAAUUUGUAGCUUGCAUCCGUUCUUUUCAUUAGUUUAUUUUUACACUUUCACAAUUUCUUUUAUAAUAGUGCUUGUUAAGUAAGAAUUCUGACAAUAAAUACGAUCAGUCCUAGACUGAAACCUGUAAUGUAAUGUGCAAUAGGAAGCGGUGUUGCUAUCAGUUGAAACUCGUUUUCUACUAGGAAGAUAGGUAUAGAAUUUUGUCAAAGGCUUGAUCCAUUUUCUACAAAGCAAAUGAAAAUGUGAUUCGAAAGCCUCAAAUUGAACAGCGGUCUAAAGUAAAUAUAAAAACUUACGGAAUUUGUUGAAACAUUUGGUACCUACCUUAACUCCUAAUUCAUCAACUACAUCAUUGCCUUAUGUAUGAUACAAUGUAGACCUUUGUUGUAAACUUUCAGUGAUGAUUUUGACUCAAAAAAAAAACAGAAACGUGCUUGAGAGCAAAUAACAUAUACAAAUAACUGUGAUUUUUCAUCCCCCUUAUGAGAGAAUAUCAAUCCCGACGUAGAAAAAUUAGUUAAGUGCGUUCGUUUUUAUGACAGGUAACGAAAACCGGUUUUAUAGUAACUAGUUGAAAUGUUUGUAUUUAAUAAAACACUAUUUAAAAGGGUGGUGAAUACAAACACCUUACUGAUAAACAACGCUAGGUAACUAAUAUGUUAGUUUGGAUUUGUUGAAUAUAUGUAAAGCAAAAAAGUCAACUUUUUCAAACAGGUGUGAUCCCUAUUCCUAGGUCUGUAGCAGUAGUUUUGAAGGUGUUGACCGCAAUGUAUAUUGCAUCCUGAUUGUAGCAUAGCACCAGAAAAAUGGCGCAAACCAUACAAUUGAAUCUUGUUUGAGAUAAAAAAAACGUAGUUAGAAUAAAAAUAUAAGCGGCAGUUUGUAGAAAAAAAAAACCUGGAUGUAUUUGCUACACUAACAAGUAAAUAAUACUAUGGCUGGUUGAUCAACUUAUAUUUACCAGUGAGAAGAACAGCAACAAACCAACAAAAUCUUGAGAAACCUGCGUCAGUUGAUAGGUAUGGUUCGUAUUAAUUAAAUAGCAGAUAAAACUGUAUAGGUACUAUUAA
Wyeomyia smithii (pitcher-plant mosquito) is the source of this 6097-nucleotide messenger RNA. RefSeq names its product kinesin-like protein Klp98A (gene Klp98A). Gene Ontology annotation, biological process: microtubule-based movement. Gene Ontology annotation, molecular function: microtubule binding; ATP binding; microtubule motor activity. The record is from RefSeq and is a predicted model, not a curated record. The transcript is spliced from 10 exons. The coding region runs from base 853 to 4923 and encodes 1356 amino acids. NCBI's taxonomy places the organism in Eukaryota, Metazoa, Arthropoda, Insecta, Diptera, Culicidae.